This is a messenger RNA of Archocentrus centrarchus (flier cichlid), 5552 nucleotides long. It is a transcript of the gene mtf1, whose product is annotated as metal-regulatory transcription factor 1. The transcript is spliced from 11 exons. The coding region runs from base 157 to 2559 and encodes 800 amino acids. Gene Ontology annotation, cellular component: nucleus. Lineage: Eukaryota; Metazoa; Chordata; Actinopteri; Cichliformes; Cichlidae. The record is from RefSeq and is a predicted model, not a curated record. Gene Ontology annotation, biological process: regulation of transcription by RNA polymerase II.
CGUAGCGAGCCUGUGACGUAUGGUAUCCUAGGGAGGGGAUAGGAAGAAAGUGGUCAACAUCCAAAGCAUCGGAAUAAGGAUUAAAAUUCAGAGGGUGUAACAUUUACGUGUGAGAGUGUGGUCCUCCUUGCCAAGGAAGGAGCGGCAUCAGAGACCAUGAGUGAGAAUGGCCCUCAUACGGAGGCGCCCAUGUACUUUGAGGUGGAGGUGGAUCACCUGGAGCGGGAUGAUGAAGAAGAUGACAAGAUCCACUUCGACAAAGAUGAUGACCUAAUUGCUGAACCUUCGUCGUCCUCUGGUCGGGUGUAUGACCGGACCACGGUCCUCAUUGAGCGGGACCCGAUACGGCUGGACGAAGAGGGGGAAGAGGAGGGUCACUGUGGAGGGGAUGAAGAUGGAGUCACCUUUCUAACUGAGGGAGAGGGUGAUGGAGAUGAGGAGGAAGGGCCUCUGGCCUUCAUGGGAGACCCAGAUGGGAUGUCACAGGGUUAUGUGCACCACACGAUUUCACCUGACCAGAUCCAGUUCACAAUAAAUCCAGGCUCCACCCCCAUGCCACGGAACAUCGAAGGGGCUACGCUCACCCUGCACUCUGAGUGCCCAGAGACCAAGCAGAGAGAGGUAAAACGGUACCAGUGCACCUUCGAAGGCUGCACAAGGACGUACAGCACAGCAGGAAACCUGCGGACACACCAGAAAACACACCGGGGCGAGUACACAUUCGUGUGUAAUCAGCAAGGCUGUGGAAAGGCCUUUCUCACCUCAUACAGCCUUAAGAUCCAUGUUCGUGUUCACACCAAGGAGAAGCCAUUUGAGUGUGAUGUGCAAGGCUGUGAAAAGGCCUUCAACACACUGUAUAGGCUAAAAGCACACCAGAGACUUCACACAGGCAAGACGUUCAACUGUGAAUCAGAGGGAUGCACAAAGUACUUUACCACCCUCAGUGACCUGAGGAAGCACAUUCGCACACACACUGGGGAGAAACCAUUCCGGUGUGAUCACGAUGGCUGUGGAAAAGCCUUUGCUGCCAGUCAUCACCUAAAAACGCAUGUACGGACUCACACAGGGGAAAAGCCAUUCAACUGUCCUAGUGACGGUUGUGAGAAGACUUUUAGCAGCCAGUACAGCUUGAAGAGUCACAUCCGGGGCCACGACAAAGGACAGCCCUUCAGCGUCUCUCUCUCUGAAGAUGCAAAUCACUCGCUGUGCCUCAGUGACUUGAGCCUCAUCUCUACAGACUCAGAGCUACGAGAGAGCAUCCAUAAUGCUCAAAAUUUGGACUUCAACAAUGCGACCCCUGUGAAAAUCUUUGAGCUUAUGUUCCAGAGUCCUGAAAAUAGUGUCAGCCAAGAUGAUGCCAAUCCCAGCGAGAGCCUUGUUGAACCCUUCAGCAUAGAGACCCAACCAGGAGUGACUGCUGCCUCGUCUCUCAUCUCUUUCUCCGUCAGUCCUACCUCCUCAUCUUCUUGUUCACACACCGCCGCAGUCAUGGAGGCCUCUUCCCAGGUCAAUCAGAGCUGCUCCUCCCAGACCUCCAUCCCUGCUUCCAUCACUGCAACUGUUAGCACAACACAGCCUUCUGCUUUCAUGCAACUAAAUGGGUCUCAGCAGAUCUCGGAUGUGCCGCAGGCUUCUGUGCAGCCACCAAACAAUGUCAACGCCCAGCACUAUGUGGCACUGCCACCCACAUUCCUACAGCAAGACAGUACUACUCAGACCACUCCUUUAUCGCCACCUAUCUCUGCUUCUGCUCCUGCACUGACUGCCGCAGCACCAAGUCCUGCUGCUGUUGUUGCAGGUACCACAGCAGAUGCUUUAGCAGCUGUUGCUCAACCUGUGCCUUUGGCCAACAACCCUGUCCCCAGUUCUGGCCCUAGUUUGGCGAACACCCCUGCCACUAUCACCAUAGCACCCACACAGAACCUGCUGCAGCCUAGUUUGGUCAUGUCUGACCAGAACCUCCAGUGGAUUCUCAGCAGUGCCACUAACAGCCAGCAGAACCCCGAGCAAGCACCACAUCAAGGAGCUCCAAAAGUGGAAAAGGUUUUCUUCACUACAGCCAUACCCGUGGGAGGAAAUGCUGGUAACUCAGUCCAGCAGAUCGGCCUCAGCCUGCCAGUCAUCAUCAUCAAACAGGAGGAAUCCUGCCAGUGUCAGUGUGCCUGCAGGGACUCUGCUAAAGACAAGAGUGCAAAGAGUGCCUCUUCUGUAAUUUCAGCCCCUGCACAGCAGCAACCAUCAGAGCCUCCUCCCCCACCACUUCCCGAGCCUCCGCACCAUUCAGCCACUUCAUCUUCCUCAUGCUGCCCCCCCAAGUCUUCCUCCAAGGUGGGUGAGGUGAGAGUGGAGCCCCCCUCUUCUUCUUCCUCCUCCUCCACAGCUCAGACUCUCUCCACAGUUGUGAGCAGCACUGCCACCAACCCACCCUCAUCUGAUGGGUUAACCAGUAUGGACGUCUCAGACUUCCUCUCCCUGCAGAGCCCUGAGACAGCUGCCAACUUUGAGGCUCUGCUGCUGGUCGCAGAUGACUUCAACAUGGCUACUGAUGGCAAUCCUUAAAAGAGCUGCCUUUGGAGUCUGGCACCAUGUGUGUGUCUGUUGCACCCACUCAUCCACAAGCAUCGAUUCCACCCACACCUCGAGUCACUCUCCGAAGUGACGCCUCUUCUUUCACCCUAUAUAGUGUGUGCAUUGAAACCCCUUGUACCUGCAGUGCAUUCUGCUCUGUGUGGCACAGGGAAACAUAUAGUAUAUAUACAGAGUAUGUGUAACUUUUCUGUUGAGUCUCAUUGCAGUAGUUGAGUUUUAGCAACUUAAACGCUAAUUAAUGCAGGGAACAGGCAGUAGAUCCUUUGUUGAAAAGAAACUCUUUAUAAUAAUAUCCAAGAAUAUCCACUUUGAAUCGAUUGAAAUGAGCAAUUUUUGUCCAAGCACUGAUAAUUUAGAGUUUCACUGUCCUGGCUUGAAGGUCACACAACCUGAGCAGGAAAACAAAACUCAUCUGUCCUUGUACUGUAUCCUUGUACUGUACUACAGGUCCUAACAAAUGCUUUAGGCUGGUAUGCAAAUAACCAUAAUGCACUGUAUAUGAGAAGAAUUUGCUACAGUUUUAAUCGAGCAUUGUUCCCAGCAAGAAUUUCAAGGGGUUGGUCACACAGUGACCCAUGUGGCUGUCAUGUCAUAUGAAGUGAUUUCCUCAGUAUUGUUUUUUUUUUUUUUUUGUUUUUUUUCCCCUAGGAAGACUAGUGUAGUCCAGAUAAUGUGAUGAUUUUCUACUUUUUUGACAGUUAUUUACUAAUUAAGGGGAAAAAAAAAAACCUGUGAUCAGAUCUGCCUGUCUUUUUAAGUGACAUCACAUCAAUAUAUCGAUAAGUUGCCUAUAACUUAAACUAACUUAAAACUGUGUUAAUUUAUUUAAAUGUUUGAUUCUUUCAUUAUGAUAAUAUCAUCUUUGAGAUAGCAGAAAUAAUCUAUUAAUUUAUUCCAAUCACUUGUAUUUUUAAGUUGAGCUGCUUUUUUUUUGUUACUGAAUUGUUUUCCUUUAUAAGAACGUAAUGGGUAUUGUGAAAAGAGGCGCGUACAGUAGACUGCACAGUGAAGCAAAUUAUCCUCUAGGAUCUGCUUGUUUGCAAAAACUUGUCCACAAUUAAACUAUAUAAGGAACUACUGUCAACAUCCCAUGUUCUUUAGGGUUGUGACCCUCUCAGGGAUGCAUCAAGUCAUAACUGUUCCUGGUUCCCUCAGUUUGUUUCUCAGACAUGCAUUUUCCUUGCCGGACAGCUCACACUUGCAGUAGCCCUACGUUUUGCUGCACUCUUCCCUGUUUAUUGCACACUAACUUGUAAAGUGAGUAAUCUGACAGCUUAGCUGACGUGCAGCACCACUACAGAGUUUUGUACACACCUGCUGUAAAGUAGCAUUUAAAAAGCCGGUGUCCUGGUGACAGUGUAAAUAUGGUACAUUUUAGUGUAAACAUGUUUGAGAAACCUGUAGAUUAUUCUAGAAUUUGUAUUUUUGUAUAGACUUUUGAAUUGCUAAUUCUCAGAGUUUGAAGCUAAUGUGUCCCCUCUGUUCAUUCUUCUCCCUGUCACCUUUAUGCGGAAGAGUCUUCGCUGUGUUUUAGUUGAAUAGGUAUACAAGCCUCCGGGCUUCUGUAUAGUCCACAUUGUGAGAAAAUAUAUGUAACACAUAGCCUCCGGCUCAGAGUAUAAUUUAACAGUAUUGUUUCGCAUGGGACGCAAUGCAAUGAUGACAAAGGCAUUAUGCCCUGUAAAUUAGUGUAGAGCUUCUUGGCCUUACAACAUUAACUGUUCUGUAAGCCUCCUUGCCUUGACAGCCCCUGUUUUAGAAACUGGCACGCUGGCACACUCAUCUUCACUGACUCUCAGGCAGCCAUUCCAGCAGCAGAUCACACCGAGGCAAGUGUGGAGACAGACAGGCUUGUGGUUGCUUUGAGUUUUCCAGUUGUGAUGUUGGGGGAAAGUCUAAUGGAUAUGCAGCAUUGCAGAUGCAGAUCAUGGGAUUCUUCAUUUUUGUUUCCAAUGUGCAGAAAUAAUCUAAUGAUGCACCAGUUGCCCAGUUUGUCCUCAACUAUUCCCUUAAUACAGUAUUAGACAUCUGCAGCCUUUAAAUCUGACAUUGACUCCAGUGGAUAUUAAAGUUGUACUAAUUUAUCCCCAUUAAAUAAAUAAAAAUACCACAGGGGGCAUACCCACUCACAUACAUCAGUAUGUACAACUAUGCAAUUUUAAGUGUGGCAUUCACUAGUUUAGUUACUGACUCCAAGAUCAAAAGGUUAUUUAUGCCUCUCAUAAAAUUAUAUUUGCUGCAAAGCAGUUUAUAGCGCCCCAGUGCAUCCAUAUUAGCAGAUCUCUUGGAGUCCUGUAUAUUUUGCAGUGGGUGGUGUGAAUCUGGACUGUAGUGUGUCCAUAAAGUACUGUUCCCAUGAAUGUUGCAUCACAGCCACUUUGUUACCUGUAAUUUAAUAUCAGCUGGAUUUGCAUGAUGGACGUAUUUGGUCAGUGAGUUUUUUUUUUGUUUUAAAUUAGAUGUACACCGUUUUGUUUUAGACUUAAACAUGUUUGGGUUUCACUCCAUCUCACCCCUUCAUAUGCUUCAGCUUUCAUCCUCAGCUGCCAAUAUUUGGUUAUUAAGCAGAUAAAUUUUAGACUUUAUUGCCCAGGUUUGUGUGGCUGAUAUUUAUAUUAAUCUCAUGUCAGCAAAUCAAUAACGGCGACAUUUGUUUGGAAGCAGAUUGUUCACAAAUGUAGAGUCUUUGGAAACAGAUUCAGAAUUUCUGUUAUCACCAACAUUUGCCCCCCCCCCCAAAAAAAGGCUACAUUUUUCCAGGUACAGGUGGGGCUGGGAGAAAGAAAAACUACAUGCUUCCAAAGGAAUGUCUUGACACCCAAAGAGUGAGGAAUUGUUAAGAACUUUUAUUUUUAAAAGAAUGUAUAAUGUGAAACUGAUUGCUUAUGCUCAUUUCAUAUAAAUAUAACUUUCUGAAUUGAGAGCAAUAUAAUACAAAUAAAAACUUAUCCUUGUCACUGAAA